ACUCGACUACCUGGCGCCUCGGUCUACUGACCGUUGUUUUACUUGUCUACGUUGAUGUGUCAGUACGGUGGAGGCCAGCGCUGGACAUUUUUGUAGCUACAAGUCCCAGUUUUUAACCACGUAAGCAAAGUUUGUGUUUGAGGCAACGUUUUACAUCUCGAUAUAACAUACUCUGCAUACUCAGCAGCAUCUUUGAAAGUUUUGUGUAGGACGGUGAUCAUUCAUAAGAAAAAGAUCUUCCAAUGCUAGUGCCAUUGAAUCUUGAGAAAAUACAGGUGAACAAGUGCGGAUUAUAAUUACUAUUUUUGUCAUGGCGUCUCAGUGUUAAUCUCUAACAUGGCAUCGCCAGGACCAAGUAUUUGUCCAGAAGCACUUAGAAACUUCAGAUAUUACUAUUCUGUGACACACUGGGGAAAGAAGGUGCUGUUCAUAAUAUACCGUUUCUCUUUUCUCGAUGGACAAAGCAAGAAAAUCUCCGAGAUUCUCGUCGACAACGGAGUGCAACUUAAUAAAUCUUUCAAUGCCCAGGAAGUCAAAAACCUGACCGACAAGCAUCCAGAAGAUUUGGACAUCACGCUGAUGAAUAAAGUAUGCCAGGCUCUUUGGCAAAAGGGGAUAAAGAACCCAAGUUUUGAACUUAAAGCUCUAGUGAAAAAAAUAAAAGAUGAGAGGAACGUUGUUAGCCAUGAAGUGAAGAUGAUGACGGUCCCAGAUUUAAUAAGCAAGCUCUCUAACUUUCAAGGAAUGCUCGAGGAAACUCUUCGCGAAGCUAAAUCUGUCUUUUCGAGUCAUGUUGCGGAAAUUGUUCUACUCGAAAAGGAGAUCCAAGAUGCCAUUCCAAAGCUGAUAGGAAAGAUCCGUGAGAAAUACGAUCCCUCAAUCCCGGAAGACUUGCAAAACUUUCAGAAGGAAAUAGACGCGUUUGGGAAGGAGCUCUCUGAAUACAUACAACAACUCUCUCGGAAAGAACUCGUGUCUCUUUACGUCAACCUCUGUCAGAUUUCCCCCAUCGACUGGCUAGCUCAGUUUAGUAUCACAUAUCCAUGUGCCUUCAUGGUCUGCGCCAAGUUGGCGGAAAGUAAGGAGUUUCACUGGGGUCUUCAUGACAGUGGAGCUAUCACUGUUGAUCAAAAUGGAAUCCUGGAAGUUAAAGACCCAUCGGGAAACGACCCCAAAGUCGUCAUUAUCUCUGGUGAUGCAGGUUCAGGAAAGACCACGAUUCUCUGUUCCAUUGCUGAGAAAUGGCAUAAGAACGCAGAAGAUAUGCCAGAGCUUUCCUCCUUUCAAAUAUUACUCUACAUGCAGUUUAGAAAUCAUAACCAUGACAACUUUGAUGACUUCCUACGAAACUUGCUUCCAAAAACUGUAUCUCUGUUUCAGUUAAAGCAUAUAAAGUCUUCAGUGAUUGACUCUAAAUGUCUAGUCUUGUGUGACGGGUAUGAUGAGUGGAAUGAGAAAUCUGCAAAGCUCUUUGAAGAAAUAUUAUCUCUUCCUUCUAAGAAUAUGAAGAUUGUUGUCACCACACGACCAGGGAACACUGAAAGACUAACAGAAAUUGUGAACAAAGAAAAAUGCGUCAGAGUCAACCUACAAAUUUUAGGUCUUCAGAAAGAGGAUAUGAACUUGCUUACAGAAACACUCAUUGGCCAUCUGGUGAAAGAUGACCAGACCCGAAAGGAACUGAAAAGUGACCUGCUUCGAAAAAUAGAUGAAAUGGACGCUAAAAUUAGGGUCAUCCUGCAGACACCAUUGUUUUUCAAUCUGUUUGUUCUUCUUCAUAUUGAAUGUCAGGAUCUGAGCAAUGAAAUGAGCAGUAGGGCAUCACUCUAA
This is a messenger RNA of Macrobrachium nipponense, 1830 nucleotides long. RefSeq lists its product as uncharacterized. Lineage: Eukaryota; Metazoa; Arthropoda; Malacostraca; Decapoda; Palaemonidae. Bases 337 to 1830 code for a protein of 497 amino acids. The transcript has 2 exons. The record is from RefSeq and is a predicted model, not a curated record.